Molecule: messenger RNA, 3998 nt
Organism: Carassius carassius (crucian carp)
Lineage: Eukaryota; Metazoa; Chordata; Actinopteri; Cypriniformes; Cyprinidae
Product: retinal guanylyl cyclase 2-like
Exons: 19
Coding region: 566-3997 (1143 amino acids)
Biological process (GO): intracellular signal transduction; protein phosphorylation; receptor guanylyl cyclase signaling pathway
Molecular function (GO): protein kinase activity; peptide receptor activity; ATP binding
Source: RefSeq, a predicted model, not a curated record
CCAACCUCCAGGGACCACAAACCAAAGAUCAACCUCUUCAUUUUAAAAAGAGAAAGGUGGAUUUCUACAUCUAUAUUUUUUAUACUAUGCUUUUUAAAGACGAUAAGACAAACAACGUUUUAAAUCUUUUUAAAUCUCUUUUGACAUGGAAUAUCUGUCUUUUCUCCACCUUCAGUCUGAACUUUUACAUUUUUGAUUCAGAUUUUUUAUUUCUUAUUACUAUUUCCUCUGUGGGAGUGCAGUUCUGGUCCCCCUCUGGUUCUUCUCAGACUCUCUGUGUUCUAAUGGGACGAGAACUCAUCAUGGCUCUCAAUUAGCCACACUUACCAGCUGUAUUUCUCAAAUACAUCUGCACACAUUUGCUCCAUCUCUAAAACAGACAGUUAUGGCUGGUAAUUGGGUUAUAGUUUUGGGCUAGUGCCCCUCAGUGGGUAGAACCCAAAUCGAGAGCUGGGGGUUUUGGGUGUGUUUUUUUAAUCAAAAUAAAAUAUUCACACAAUACAAGACAACAUCUCUCAGUGGCACCUGUUCUUUCAUUGUCCCUGACAACUAACAGUAAAACAAAAUGAAAAUGGAUGACCACAGAAACUCUAGCUUUCUUUGCCAGUCCCAUCACCCACGAUGGCAACUGUCCUCUGCUGGAAAGAGACGACGGAAACAAACCUCCAAGCAAAAAGCAAAAAACCCUGAUGGCUCAUGGAGGCCAGUGUCCUCGAGCCCAGUGCUCCACAGCCACAGCUGGUGGGGGAACUGUUUUCUCCUUCCUCUAGUCAUGCUAUCGUACUUGCCCUGUGAGGCCUGGGGCACCACCUUCAAAAUCGCCAUCGUAGGACCGUGGGCGUGUGACCCCAUGUACUCCAAAGCCCUGCCAGACCUGGCUGCACGAUUAGCUAUGAGCCGAAUAAACAAAAACCCAGACCUUAACAAAGGCUACUGGUAUGAAUACACACUAAUUAAUGAGGAUUGCUCAAGCUCGAAAGCGCUGGCACGCUUUGCCGAGCUGGAGGGCUAUGGAUCGGCCUUUCUUGGACCGGCAAACCCUGGCUACUGCACUGCUGCUACACUGCUGGCAAAGAACUGGAACAAGGGCAUCCUGUCCUGGGCUUGUCUGAAGGCUGACAUGGAUGAGGGAAUGUAUCCCACCUUUCUGCGGCCGCUCCCAUUGUCUUCUCAUGUGCUCUUCUCCGUGCUGCGCUUUUUCCGCUGGGCUCACGUUGGGAUUAUAACAGCGGAGAACAACAUGUGGGAAGCGACUGGGCAUGAACUUGCAGAAUCUCUCCGUGCUCUUGGUCUGCCAGUUGGCGUGGUUGUUACCAUGGAGAUGGACAAGGAGGGGCCACGGCGAGCCCUGAAGAAAAUACGGGAGACCGAUCGAGUGAGGGUUGUCAUCAUGUGCAUGCACUCUGUUCUGAUUGGUGGAGAGGAACAGUAUAAUUUGCUAACCACAGCAAUGGACAUGAGAAUGAUUGACCGAGGCUACAUCUUCAUUCCAUAUGACACACUGCUGUAUUCAUUGCCAUAUAAAAAUGCGAACUAUCCAGUCCUGGCCAAUGACACCAAACUGCGACGAGCUUAUGAUGGGGUCUUGACAAUAACCAUGGACCAAGGGGAACAAAACUUCUAUGAGGCCUUUAGUGCAGCACAGGAAUCCUAUGACAUCCGUACCAGCACACCAGCUGAAGAGGUCUCUCCAUUCUUUGGGACCAUCUAUAACAUGCUCUAUUAUACAGCCAUGGCUGCAGAGCAGAGCCGAGUUGCGAGUGGAGGACGCUGGGUAUCGGGUGAUGCACUGGUUAAAAACGAGGGUGGAUUUGAAUUCAAUGGCUUUAACCAGCAGAUAUCGGCAGGCACUGAUGGAGAAGGAAUGCAGACCCGCUACGCUGUCCUGGAUUCAGAUGGCUCUGGGUCCAGCCUACACUGCACUCACAUCCUGGAAGCACCACACACGUAUGGGAAAUAUGGAGGGUUGAAGUACUUGGGGAAAUCGAUUCAUUUUGCUGGAGCGUCUCCGAGAACUGACUCAAACUGUUGGUUCAGUCCUUAUGUUGCUUGUAGUGGAGGCUUGGAUGGAGUGACCCUUUUCUUCCUCCUUCUCUUGUUCUGUGUGUUGAUAAGUGUAGCAGGUGCAUGUUUUCUCCAUAUAAGGAAACAUGGGCAGGGGAUAUUAGGAGCAUUUGGUGGAGGAGGAAAUGGAAGCCCCACUAAGAUAGUACUGACACUGGAUGACUUGGUCUUCAUCAACACUACACUCAGCAGGAGGAAGCUGAAUGAGGAGAGUAUGGUGAAGAGUCAACUAGAUGUUAAAACCCCUCACCGCUCAGUUUCAGGUCGCAGUUACAUUACAUCGACUCCUGAGACAUCCAAUGUUGCUGUUUUUGAGGGUGACUGGGUCUGGCUGAAGAAAUGCCCUUGUGAAGAUUCUGUUUCAGAAAUCAGUGACAGCACUCAGACCAUCUUUAUCAAGCUGAGAGACAUGCGUCAUGAGAAUCUGAACCUGUUUCUGGGUCUGUUCUUGGAUACUGGCAUAUUUGGCAUUGUUACGGAGCAUUGCACCAGAGGCAGCCUGGAAGACCUGCUCAACAACGAGGAAAUGAGACUGGACUGGAUGUUCAAGUCCUCUCUUCUUCUUGACCUGAUCAGGGCAAUGAAGUACUUGCAUAAUCGUGGGAUCGUUCAUGGACGCCUGAAGUCAAGGAACUGUGUGGUAGACGGUCGAUUUGUUCUGAAGGUUACGGAUUAUGGCUUAAAUGAAAUCAUCAACUCUCAAAACAUCAUCCUGGAGGACACCAAACCAGAGGAUCAGUUUUGGACAGCUCCAGAGAUCCUGCGGAAUCCUAAACUGAAGAAGAAGGGGACGUAUCCAGCUGAUGUAUACAGCUUUGCUAUUAUCAUGCAGGAGGUGAUCUCUCGCUGUGCUCCGUUCUGCAUGUUGGAUAUGCCUCCUGAAGAAAUCAUAGAUAAGGUGCGCUCUCCUCCACCGCUGUGCCGACCCACUGUGUCUGUGGAUGAAGCGCCGCUGGAAGUGAUUCAGAUCAUGAAGCAUGCCUGGAGUGAGGAGCCUGACAAGAGACCCACAUUUGAGGAGAUCUUCAGACAGUUUAAGAAUGUGAACAAGGGAAAGAAGACAAAUAUAAUUGACUCAAUGUUAAGGAUGCUGGAGCAGUACUCCUCAAACCUGGAGGAUCUGAUCCGAGAGAGGACUGAAGAGCUAGAGGUAGAGCGUCAGAAAACCGAUGCUCUUCUAGCCCAGAUGCUGCCCAAAUCUGUGGCCUUGGCAUUAAAGACAGGGAAGCCAGUGAAGCCGGAGCACUUUUCAGAUGUCACACUGUAUUUCAGUGAUAUUGUUGGUUUUACCACCAUCUCUGCUCUGAGUGAACCUAUCGAAGUGGUCGAUCUGCUCAACGACCUCUACACACUCUUUGAUGGAAUCAUCGCCAUCCACGAUGUCUACAAGGUAGAGACUAUUGGUGACGCGUACAUGGUGGCAUCGGGGGUUCCAAACCGCAACGGUAACCGUCACGCAGCAGAGAUGGCCAACAUGUGUCUGGACAUUCUGCACUGCAUCGGAACAUUUAAAAUGAGGCACAUGCCUGACGUCAAAGUCAAAAUCCGCAUUGGACUCCAUUCUGGUCCAGUGGUAGCAGGUGUAGUUGGGUUGAAGAUGCCUCGGUACUGUCUGUUCGGGGACACAGUAAACACAGCCUCCCGAAUGGAAUCCACAGGGUUGCCUUACAGAAUUCAUGUCAACCAGAGUACUGUUGAUGUCCUGAAGAGCCUGAAACUUGGUUACAAAAUAGAUGGUAGGGGCAGAACAGAGCUCAAGGGUAAAGGUGUAGAAGAAACAUUCUGGUUGGUUGGGAGAGAAGGAUUCAACAAGCCAUUACCUGUACCGCCAGACCUUACUCCUGGGGCGAGCAACCAUGGUAUCAGCUUGGAUGAGAUUCCUGUGGACAGGCGGCAGAAAUUCCUGGAUCGACAGAAGAACAUGGGGAAAUGAG